Messenger RNA from Trichoplax adhaerens, 1230 nucleotides. RefSeq lists its product as uncharacterized. The transcript has a single exon. Gene Ontology annotation, molecular function: glycosyltransferase activity. The record is from RefSeq and is a predicted model, not a curated record. NCBI's taxonomy places the organism in Eukaryota, Metazoa, Placozoa, Uniplacotomia, Trichoplacea, Trichoplacidae. Gene Ontology annotation, cellular component: Golgi membrane. The coding region runs from base 1 to 1230 and encodes 409 amino acids. Gene Ontology annotation, biological process: GPI anchor biosynthetic process.
AUGGUUAGCUCGACACAGCAAACUUAUGCUUUACGACGGUAUAUGAUAUCGGUUUUGGCCAUUGCAAGCCUAGUCUUUUUUGUAACGUUCCUCGUCAUUAUGCCUUUAACGUGUCGUAAUUUAUCAUUUUCUUAUUAUUAUAAAAAGCAUGAAUUGAAUAAUUAUAUUAAUAAGAAAUUACAUCAAAAUGAAGCAAGAGCUCAUAAAGCUAACGAACAAUUACAACAAUUUAUACAAAAUAUUGGUCCUGAUCGAUUAAAGGAAGAAUUCAACAAACGCCUUCAUCAACCUCAUCAACAAUUCUGUUUUGGUUUAGUAUCCACUGGGCGGAAAUAUAAUCCAAAAUAUUUAACUCAAGUUGUUGCUAGAUUAAUACCACAAAUUUAUAAGGACACAUCGACUACCUUAAUUAUUUAUAAUGCUAAUAGUCCUCCUAAAAUCAAUCGUGAUGCUGUUCAAUUAUCCAAAUAUCUGCCAAUUGUCACUCGAUCAUCAUCGAAAAAUCAACAAUAUAACGAUGGGACUGCAUCCAAAGAAUCUGUCGAUUAUCUUUAUAUCUUAAAAAAAUGUAUCCAAACUAACGCACGUUAUAUUAUUAUACUGGAAGAUGAUGCAUUGCCAACUACCGAUUUCAUCGAAAAUUUACAUUACAUUAUUCACAAGACUUUACCUACUGACAGUCUAUCGCGCUCAACUUGGGCUUUUAUUAAAUUAUAUUAUCCUGAAAAAUGGCAAGGUUGGGGUAAUCCAGAAGUACCUGAAUUAAUCAUAACAUCUGGUCAAUUGGCUACUGUUUUUGCCAUCGUUUGGAAUAUUCUAUCCUGGAAAAAUAUAUUUUUAAGGGGAUAUCGGCGUAUAUUUCUAUCUUGGCUCAUUUUCAUUAUAGUAUUGUGUUAUGCCAUCUUGUUUUUAGCUUUACUUGGUAGACAACACUUGAUCGAAUUACGCAAAUUAAGUCGUUCAUUUUAUACCCUGGUCCCAGCGCCUGAGUGCUGUACACCAGCAAUAAUUUAUCCUCUCGAUAAAGCCAUAUUAUUAGCCGAUUAUUUAGCCAAUAAUAGCCUCGAACGACCUAUUGAUUUUAUUAUCGAUGACUUUAUUAAAAAGAAUAAAUUAGAGAAAUUUCUAAUAUUGCCUAAUCUUGUCUCUCACAUUGGUCUAAUUAGUAGUUUAAGUCAUAAAAGUUAUUCUCCAAAUCCGUAUAAUUAUGAUUUUAUUUUUGACCCUUAA